GGUCUAGCUAGAGUUGCUGACAACAUGGAAAUGAGACAUUUGGUAGAUGACGAGUCGUCAGUUGAGGCGUCCUGUGAACAAUUCGAGACGCAUCGAGGCGUGUGUCAGAUGAACGAUUUUAGUGCAGCAAAUAGUCGAGUUAAUCUCAAGAAGCAAUUAUCUCUUGUGUAUGCAGUGGCUGUAGUUGCUGGCACUAUGAUCGGGUCGGGUAUAUUCUUCACUCCACACAGAGUGUUGGAGCAUUCAGGCUCAGCAGGUGCCUCUCUGUUGGUGUGGAUUCUAGCAGGCAUUAUCAGUCUUGCUGGUGGUUUGUGUUUUUGUGAACUGGGGAGCAGCAUUCCACAAUCAGGAGGAGAGUAUGUGUAUCUCACUCGAGCAUAUGGCCAACUGGUUGGUUUCUUGUAUGUGUGGAGUGCCUGCCUUAUUCUUCGGCCAGUGUCUCUUGCGAUCAUCACACUGACUUUUUCUAAAUACAUUAUACAGCCGUUUUAUGCUAUUGACUGUUCUCCUCCCAGGCUAGCUGUGACGUGUAUUGGCAUAGCAACAAAUAUUGUUAUUGGAGCUGUGAACGUAGUGAGUGUCAAGGCAACUCUACGACUUAUAAAUGCACUGCUGAUUGGUAAGAUUAUAUCUCUUGCUGGCAUUGUUCUUAUGGGACUUUACUGGGCUGUAAAAUAUCAACCGGAGACAUUGAGUAAAGGAUUUGAGAGCACUACAACAAAUGUGAGUGGAAUUGGACUCGCUUUUUAUUCAGCACUUUGGGCAUACACUGGAUGGACAGACUUGAAUUAUAUUGCAGAAGAAGUCAAGAAUCCACAAAAGAACAUUUCACGUGCCAUUAUAAUUGCUGUCAUUUUGGUUAUCGUUUGCUACUUGGCUGUCAACUUAGCCUAUCUGUCAAUCCUUGAAAAGUGGGAAUUUACUGAUGCUGUUGCUAUUGUGGCUAGUAAGAAAAUAUUGGGAAAUGCUGGCGUUGUCAUUACUGUAUUGUGUGUUGCCAUUUCUACUUUUGGUGCUGCUUGUGGCUCAUGUAUAACUGCUACUCGAGUCUGGUUUGCUGGCGGAAGAAUGGGACAUUUUCCAAAAUCAUUUGCUUUGCUACAUAUUGAAUAUUUCACACCAGUCAUAUCUAUUAUUGCUCAUGUAAGACUUCAUGCUGUAGCUUUGACUUGUGUGUAUCUUGCCAUUGGCACAUUGGAGUCACUCGUUGAUUCCUUGUCUUACGUUAUGUGGAUCGUAUACAUUUGUGUGUUCAUAUCAGUCUACAUCCUUCGACGUAAGGAACCAAACUUGGAAAGACCAUACAAGGUGUGGGUGUGGUUACCAGCCUGUAUGGUGUUAGUCGGCAUCUACCUUGUGGUUGUUCCUCUCAUUCAAAAUCCAUACUACUUUCUCAUUCUGCUUUUUUAUGUUCCCGGUGUUAUUAUCUAUUAUUUAUUUGUAAAAGGGAAGAGUUACUGUUCAAAGCUUAGACGACUUAAUGGUGAGUUUUGCAUUACAGGACACGUUUUUCACACUGUGGCAAAGUAUACAAACAGGGUGUGUAGUAGGUUCAAUGUACGUACUGUUAAUGUGCGCUCGGUUUGCCGUGCUGUACGUAGUACUAGAGGUGUACGUGUACAUGUGAUAAUGAAGGACGUACACGAAGAUGGUAAACAGAGUUUACCCAAGGAAAUUUCUCUUUUGUCUGCUAUCACAAUGAUUGCUGGCAUGAUAAUUGGAUCAGGAAUAUUUUUCACUCCCUUUGAAACGUUGAGCAACUCUGGUUCUGUUGGUGCAGCAUUUAUCGUGUGGACAGCAGCAGGCUUUCUAGCAGUGGGUGGUGGCUUAUGUUACUGUGAGUUAGGCAGCAGCUUGCCUCAUUGUGGUGGAGAGUUGGUGUAUUUCAAUCGCGCCUAUGGCCAGCUUGCUGGGUUUCUGUAUGUUUGGAUGGCAGCACUAUUUUCUCGUCCUGUGUCGCAAGCUGUUAUUUGCGUUGCAUUUGCUAGCUACUUUGUUCAGCCAUUGUAUAAUAAUAGUGGCAAAUUGCCUUCGAGAUUUCUCAUUUCAUGUGUUGGUGUUGCAGCUGCUAUGGUGCUAGGAGUUGUGAAUGCUGUCAGUUCUAGAGCAGCUGUUCGAAUGAUUGUUGUACUUGCAUACUGCAAGAUUGUUGCUCUUAUUGGAAUUGUACUUAUGGCUGGGUACUGGGCUGUCAUGUAUGGACCAGAGAGUUUAUCGACUGGCUUUAAGGGAACAGUUAAAGAUCCACGAAUGAUUGGUCUUGCAUUUUAUGGGGCUUUGUGGGCUUUCGAUGGAUGGCAAAAUCUGAAUUUUGUUGCAGAGGAAAUACAUGAUCCACAGAGAAAUCUUCCAAGAGGAAUACUCAUGGGGCUUUUGAUUGUUAUUGUAUGCUAUUUGGCUGUCAACUUAUCUUAUUUUACUGUUUUGUCUAAAUCCGAGUUCUCAGACGCUGUUGCUAAUGUUGCUGGUGUGAAAGUUCUUGGAAAGACUGGGAAUUUUGUUGUUCCUUUGUGUGUAGCAUUAUCUACUCUUGGAGCUGCUUGUGGGUCAUGUAUGGUAUCAUCUAGAAUAUUGGUUGCUGCGGGGCGAGAAGGUCUUCUUCCUAAACUUGUUUCUAUACUGCACAAGGAAAAAUCUACUCCAAUCAUUGCCAUUGUUAUUCAUAUUAUUUUAAGCUGCAUCUUUAUCUCAGUUGGUACUUUAGAAUCUCUAGUGAAUGCAUUCUCUUUUAUUCAAUGGAUCAUUUGUGGAGCUGCGUUUAUGUCAGUUUAUGUUCUCAGGUGGAAAGAGCCAGAUUUAAACAGACCUUACAAGGUGUGUAUUUGGCUACCUGGUCUUAUGACGCUUGUGAGUGCGUACUUGGUUAUUGUACCCAUUCUACAACACCCAUCAUACUUUCUAAUUACUCUGCUGCUUGUGCCUGGAAUAGCAGUGUUUUUUGUAUUCUUCAAAGACCACAUGAAGUGUAAGAAACUAAGACAAUUAAAUGAUGCUAUGAUUGCAAAGUCAAUGAUUCUAUUCAACUCAAGUUGAUCAACAAAUGUACAGUAUAGUGAGAAGCUUAAUUUAUUGACAGUGUCUUACUGUAGCUUAUGGUAAUGCAAUAUUAAUAUUAUUGUUAUCAUUGAAUAUUUUUACAGUACAAAUUGAAAGAGUAUA
Messenger RNA from Corticium candelabrum, 3159 nucleotides. RefSeq lists its product as uncharacterized. Gene Ontology annotation, biological process: amino acid transmembrane transport. Gene Ontology annotation, molecular function: L-amino acid transmembrane transporter activity. The record is from RefSeq and is a predicted model, not a curated record. The transcript has 18 exons. Gene Ontology annotation, cellular component: membrane. NCBI's taxonomy places the organism in Eukaryota, Metazoa, Porifera, Homoscleromorpha, Homosclerophorida, Plakinidae. Bases 25 to 3033 code for a protein of 1002 amino acids.